CUAAGAUGGCCGACUUUAUUUGAACGAAAACAAUCGCGAAGUGCGGACGCAAAGUCGAGUGCGAUCCUCGAAGACUCUGCCAUCAGCAGAAGAAAUACCACCCAAGUUGAGAGAGCAGUCGUACUCUAGUGUAGACCACCGAACCGAUCACUGCUGUGCUGCCAGGCUAAAAAGCUCACGACAACCGUGCAAAUUGUUGGCAACUUUCGUAAGAUUGGUUUUAUUUACGACGAUCAACUGGUGAUCGAGUUUUAAGCUGGAAUAUUAUUUCGAAAUAGUAACAAUCUCUCGAAUGUCGAAAUAGUGAUUAAUGCAAUGGCACCGAAAGCCUGAUUGCUCGUAAUUGAAAUUCGAAGUCGUCGGGAAACAGCAGGGUGAAUAGUCCUUUAAGCCAGUCAACGAGUGAUGUGUGAGCAAAAAGAAAAAAAAUUAAGAUGUCAUGAAACAUAACUUCGGUUCAGUGGCUAAAUGGUGCAGAAUCUUUUUGCGGGCUGGUUAUUUCGAGCUAAAAGUCGACCCACAGUGCAGCUCUGUAGGCAAAACAAGGAUCAUUCUCGGAAGUUCUCUGUGAUCCGAAACCCUUGAUCCUCAUGUAUGCUGAUCUAUGUACGUGUUUUCAUUUCUAAAAAAAAAUAAAAACCCAAUAGAAAGAGCGCGGUACGAAACGAAAGGCAUAAAGGGCAUAAAGAAGCUAGCUGUGGAAGAGCCGAAAAUUCAAAUAACGUAGGAAGGUCUCGAAACUAGAAAUAGUGUUAAAGUGAGGCACGUGUGUGGGAGUAUAAGUUCGAUGUAGUUUCCGCUGAUUUAUGCUGCCGCUUUCUGAUGGGGGAGAAUGUUCUGCCAGUUCCGCAGCGUGAUGAUGAUUGUGAGAUGGAAAAAAUCGAUAUAAAGGAAAGGAAAUAAACCGAUAGUGACAACAAUACAGUCGGCAGAAAAUGGAAAAUUUGAACGGUCUAGAAUAAAGUGAUAUUAGGAAAGUCGAAAAAAAAAAAUUAAACAGCACUUCGAAUUGAUUUCGGUGAUCGCGUGCAGCGACGUACGGCGAAGAAAUAGUUAUUUACGCAAAAGAAGGAAAAAAGUGUGAACGAAAUUCCAGUUCCGCAGCAUACAACAUGGUAGUGCCCACGAUGGAUAGUCUGCCGCGAGUACCUGACACCCACGGUGACACCGUGGACGAAAAAGUUUUCUCCGACCUCUACAUUAGGACUAGCUGGUUCGAUGCGUCGAUCGCGCUGGAUCAAAUCGAAAAGGGUAAAGCGCGAGGGAGGCGGUCAGCGGUCUAUAUGCGAUCCUUAUUCCAGUCCCAUCUCUACAACCUCGGCUGUUCGAUACAGAAACACGCGGGCAAAGUAUUAUUCGUGGCAAUACUAGUUCUAAGCACAUUCUGCGUGGGCCUCAAAUCUGCGACGGUGCAUUCGAAAGUGCACCAGUUGUGGAUACAGGAAGGUGGAACGUUAGAGCACGAACUGGCUUAUACGCAGAAAUCGCUUGGUGAAAUGGACUCUUCGACGCACCAACUGCUGAUACAGACGCCAAAAGAUAUGGAAGCUUCCAUUCUGCAUCCGAACGCAUUGCUGACACAUCUGGAAGUGGUGAAACAGGCUAUAUCGGUCCGGGUGCACCUGUACGACAUCGAGUGGAGCUUGAAAGAUAUGUGUUACUCGCCGAACAUCCCAAACUUCGAUACACAUUUUAUUGAGCAAAUCUUCGAGAACAUCAUUCCAUGUGCGAUAAUCACGCCACUGGACUGCUUCUGGGAGGGUAGCAAACUUCUUGGACCGGAGUAUCCUGUUGUGAUCCCGCAUCUGGUAAACAAAGUCCAAUGGACCUCCCUGAAUCCGCAGAAUCUGCUGAAAGACAUAAAAGCUCAGAACUAUCAAUUUCCGUUUGAUACAUUGGAACAAUACAUGAAGCGAGCUGGGAUCGGAACCGGAUACACCGAGAAGCCUUGUCUUAAUCCAAAGGACAAGCAGUGUCCCGAGACGGCACCGAACAAAAUGAGUCAACAGAUUCCGGAUGUGGCGUCAAGUUUAACUGGUGGUUGCUAUGGUUUCGCAGCCAAGUACAUGCACUGGCCGGAAGAACUGAUCGUAGGAGGCGCUACACGCAACCGAUCGCAGCAUUUGAAAACCGCGAAAGCUCUACAAACCGUCAUUCAACUGAUGGGUGAACGGGAAAUGUACGAAUACUGGAACAACCACUACAAGGUGCACCAUAUCGGCUGGAAUCCGCAGAAGGCUGCCGAAAUUUUGAACGCGUGGCAGAAGAAAUUCUCCGCUGAGGUCAAUAAGAUCAUGCAAACGGAGGUUAAACCAUUGUCUCACUACGAGGUAUUUGCCUUCUCAUCGGCAACACUCGAUGAUAUUCUGGGCAAGUACUCUAAUCCGAACCCUGUAAGCCUAGGGGUCGGCGUUGCAGUUAUUCUUAUCUAUUCCGCGCUGACACUACUGCGAUGGAAGGAUCCCGUAAACGGUCAAAGUGGUGUGGGGGUAGCUGGAGUUCUACUGAUCGGAGUAACAACCGCCGCCGGGCUUGGUUUUUGCGCUUUGUUAGGUAUUGCAUUCAACGCGUCCACAACUCAGGUGAUUCCAUUCCUGGCUUUAGGAUUGGGCGUUGACCAUAUCUUCAUUUUGACUCACGCGUACGCAGAACGGGACAGCAAUGAACAAACUGGUCAGGUGCUUAAAAAAGCAGGACUAAGCGUACUUUUUAGUGGUGCAUCCACUGCCGGAUCCUUCUUUGCGGCUGCAUUGAUUCCCGUUCCGGCUCUUCGAGUGUUUUGCUUCCAGGGCGCAAUUCUGUUGGUCUUCAAUCUUGCCGCAGUGCUUCUCGUAUUCCCCGCAAUGGUCUCACUGGAUCUGCGACGAAGACGAGCCGGUCGAGCGGACAUUUUGUGCUGUUGCCUUCCAACACUACCGACUAGCAACCAGGAUGUGAAACAACGUCAACAAUCGCAGCCAUCACAAGAUGAUUCGCUGAUUGAUUGUCCAGCGAAAGCUUGCUUCAGUUUUUCCAUCUCCAAGUUUGCUGUGAAGCAUUACGCGCCGUUCAUUACCAAGAGCUCGGUUAAGGUUCUGGCCAUGUUGCUACUCGCCGGUGUUCUAGGAGUGUCUCUAUUCGCAUCGAUGAAGCUUCCGGACGGACUCGAACUGACUGAUCUGGUUCCGCAGAACACCAAUGAGCACAAAUUUCUCAGUGUGCAGGGGAAACUGUUUGGCUUUUACAGUAUGUUUGCCGUAACGCAGGGUGACUUCGAAUAUCCAACCAACCAGAAACUGCUGCAUGACUAUCAUGAAGCGUUUGUCCGGGUUUCACACGUAAUCAAAAACGACAACGGUGGACUGCCUGACUUUUGGCUCAGUUUGUUCCGCGAUUGGUUAAUCAACCUGCAGAAGGCAUUCGAUCGAGACUACCGCGAGGGACGAAUCACCACGGAACGAUGGUACGCGAAUACGAGCAACGACGCGAUUCUCGCCUAUAAAUUGCUGGUCCAAACCGGUCAUGUCGACAAUCCGAUCGACAAAACUCUACUAACACAGAUGCGACUAGUCGACUCCGAGGGAAUAAUCAACCCGAAAGCAUUCUACAACUAUCUAUCAGCUUGGGCUUGGAACGACGUUUUGGCGUAUGGUGCAUCACAGGGAAAUUUGCGCCCCGAACCUCGUGAAUAUUUUCACGUGCCGAAAGAAUAUGAGUUGAAAAUUCCCAAGAGUGCUCCUCUGACCUACACACAGUUGCCGUUUUACUUGCAUGGGUUAAGUGAUACGCAGGACAUUAAAGAAAUGAUUGGACAGAUUCGUGAUCUAAGCAGACGAUUCGAAAAUCGCGGAUUACCCAACUAUCCCUCAGGUAUUCCGUUCCUUUUCUGGGAACAAUAUAUGAAUCUACGACCCUGUCUGCUGAAGGCCAUCGGGUGCGCCCUUGUCGCUGCUUUCUGUCUCGUUGCUCUUUUGCUGUUCUCCGUUUGGGCUUCUGUUCUAAUUGUCUUCAGUAUCGUGACCAUGUUGAUCCAGGUGCUAGGAGUGAUGAUCCUGCUCGGCAUUAACUUGUCCGCUAUUCCGGCCGUCAUAUUAAUAGCAAGCGUCGGUUCUGGGGUUUGCUUCACCGUGCAUGUUUCACUGGGUUUUAUCACCGCAAUCGGCAAUCGCGAUCGUCGAAUCAAGCUGGCCCUGGAACACUCGCUAGCGCCUGUAAUUCAUGCCGUUAUGACAUCGAUUCUGGCCGUGCUGAUGCUGUCUACUUCCUCCUUUGAAUUCGUUGUGCGACACUUUUUCUGGCUUUUGCUGUCCGUCCUAAUAAUCGGAGCAAUCAACGGAUUAUUCUUCUUCCCAAUCCUGCUAAGCAUGGUAGGUCCAGGAGCGGAAAUCAUACCCCUCCAGUAUGCAAACCGAAUUUCGACACCAUCGCCGCCGCCAAAGCGAAACAACAAGAUAUCGAACAAACCAUAUAUCCUGAACAACAAGCGUUCCUCGUCAUCUUCGUCAGCGAGGAACUGCUCCAAAUCACACCACCAUCACAAACACAACAACGUAAAUCUGAACAACGAACCUUCGCUGACCACGAUCACCGAGGAACCACAGUCGUGGAAAAGCUCCGCAUCGUCUAUUCCGUCGAUUCACGAAUCCAAGAGCAAUAUUGGCACUAUCAACUAUUCCAAUCAAGCACCAGAGCUGCAAAGUAUUGUCCUACAGCCAGAAGUGACCGUCGAAACGCAUCAUCAUGGUGGUGAUCAUCAGAACACAAAGGUUACCGCCACUGCCAACAUUAAGGUGGAGCUGGUAACUCCAGGACGAGGCGCACCUCGGAUGGUUCGAACGAGCAGCACCAGUAGCAGUAGCGGAAAUAGUAGCAGCUAACUAUGUUCCCAAAAGUGUAGCGGACGGAACAACCGUCUAAGCUACUAGGUUUAGAGAACGUCCGUUCGCGUGUUCGUUCGUACGUUUGUAAAUAGGCCAAUUCCUUGAUUUUUUUUUUCUUUAGCUUCGUUUAGCGUAACCGUAACAAUUAUUUAUUUGUUUUUCCUCCUCCAAAAGAAGAAAGUAUUAUUUUUAUCUAUAUUAUAGAGUAGCGAAUGUCUAUUGAUUUUUCUGAGUAUCUAUUUUCCCCCAAACCUUAAUAAUGACAAGAUGAAAAAAUGAAAGAAAAAAAAUAGAUUGUGUAUUUUUAGUCGUAGGGGCUCUGAAUGACCCGCCCGACGUUGUAUAGCAACCCUAAAACUUGUUCCUGCAUCGCGAAUGUUUGUAAUAUUCGAAUUAAUAGAAAUGAACAGAUCCUGACGAACUGAUUAAUCUAUAUAGGAUAAUAGAGAGCAACACUGUAGCCCGUAAGACUUUGUAUCUUCUGCAGUAUAAAACCAGGGAGCUGAGAUGGUAUAGCUUUUACAAAAGGAAACAAAUUCUAUAGUGAAUAGUAGUAUAGUUAGGUUCCCCUGUACAUUUUCAUUCGAUUGCGGGUUUGAGAGACGAUGAUGCAUGCUUUAAGGCCAAAUAUUUUCAGUUUUAUAAACGUAAAUUUCUUUAACUUAUUAUGUAAAUAACGAAACAGACAGACUUAAGUGCAGUACACCUGCGGAACAGAAUUCCAGAGCAAAGCGGGAAAAUCUCGCCGCUACACAAGAAGCAAUCAAAGAACAUCGCGUACUUAACAACGAACCGCCCUUUCAUAGUAGCGUUUGAACAGAAUAAACCGCACACUUACACACAUGUAUGUAUACCGAAAAUAAAACUAAAGACAUAAACCAAACGCAUUUCAUCAGUAAGAUCUGACAAGUUAAUGAACCUGAGUAUUUGGCUUUUCUCUCAAAAUUAAUCGUAGAAUACUAACGCACAAAAAAUUCUAUCAUUGUUUUAAUAACAACAUUUGUACAAUUUAGAAUCGUUUAUCCCCACUUUUGUUUAAGAAUGUUACCAAUUUUGUAAGCGUUUGAUUAAUUGUCAAACAUGAAAAGCACACAAAGCAAAGAAACAAAAAAAAUGCGAAAACACAUUGGAAAGGUAGUUUAACUAAGUAGAAGAGAGAAAACUUGUCGGUGUGGAAAAGGUAAUAAGCUACAAUAACUUUAUGUUAUCAAUAUAAAAGUGAAUAAAUAUUACUCUAAAAACUAUUUAUUUAUUUUUCGCGCGACAGUGGCUGAGGGCAGCCCCAACCCUAUGUUGUAAUUUAAAUUAUAUUAUUUUUCGCUAAAGGAGAACAUAAAGACGACAGGAAACCUCGUAAGUGGCAAGCGAUGGAAAGUACAAGCACAACCGAAAAGAAUGAUAUUUGCUGUAAUUAUAAUAUAUAUGUGUAUGGAAUUCCAAUUGCUGCUACCGACCAAGUGCACUCUUGGAGGCGUGCAGCAUUGUGAAUGUUGUUUAUGGAAAAACAGUAAACGAUGUAUAAUAGAUAGAAGCAAAAAUCUUAUCGAGUCUAGUAGGUUAAAAUAUUGGAUUUUUUAUUCAGUGGAACGUGUUUCCAGGUAAAAUCGAAAAAUUGAAAUGAAAUAAACAAUACAUGCAUGGUAUUACCAGUA
Molecule: messenger RNA, 6511 nt
Organism: Wyeomyia smithii (pitcher-plant mosquito)
Lineage: Eukaryota; Metazoa; Arthropoda; Insecta; Diptera; Culicidae
Gene: ptc
Product: protein patched
Exons: 7
Coding region: 1113-4856 (1247 amino acids)
Biological process (GO): smoothened signaling pathway
Cellular component (GO): plasma membrane
Molecular function (GO): hedgehog receptor activity; smoothened binding; hedgehog family protein binding
Source: RefSeq, a predicted model, not a curated record